This is a messenger RNA of Candidula unifasciata, 933 nucleotides long. The record is from the annotation of a GenBank genome assembly. Lineage: Eukaryota; Metazoa; Mollusca; Gastropoda; Stylommatophora; Geomitridae.
AUGGAUAAUGGUGCAGUGAAGAUAGAGAGCUCCAGUCCUGGAGAAAGAAUUGUGCUGCUUAGUUUAACCAGUUCACUGAAUGACGGCAACUCUCACUUGCUGAAGGUUAUGUACAAAAGCAGCAAAACAUACCCUGAGCUUGAUGGCAACAGAGAAGCAUUUUCUGUUGAAAGAACAGCUCCGAAGAUUAUCACAGAUGUGCUUGAGGGAGUUCUUAUUGGGGCACAUAUACUUCAUUCCAAGCAGUUUGUCACUGAACCUUACAAACCGUUGAUUGGCUAUGUUGGUGAUGUGUUCGUUAAUGACAACAGACUGAUGCUUCCUGAUGCUGUUGAUAUUCACAAUGUUUUUCAUGGAAGUUGCAGUUACUCAGAUGUCUGGCAUUCCUGCUUACAAUGGACAGACCAAAGCAAGCCACUAUCACUUGGUGUUGUGGACAAUUCAAACAGAAUAUCAUUCCUGGUGUCAAGAGAUUCUCUCGGCGCUUUGAUUCAUUUUGUAAAAAAGGAUUCAUUUGAUAUUGAAGUGACUCUGACUGUGGCAGGCAUUGAUGUCAGCUCUGAUGAUUCUGAAGCUGUGAUAAUUAGACCAGAAGCAGACAAGAGUUACUUUACUUUGAUCACAAUCACAGAUGGAGGCAGCGAUGUUUCUGUAAAGGCUUGGGAUCAAAGUGUAAGCAUCUCCUAUGGUGGCUUCUGGGGUUUUGCCAGCAAAGAUCUGACAACUCCUCACACUCUAGUCAUAGGAGAAUCUAAAGAUGGUCCAGCCAGAACAUUUACUGGAUCUGUGUCUCAGUUUACCAUUGAGGAUAGAUUCUAUGAGCUCAGUGAGUUUAGCUGGUCCCACAACUUGAUGGCCUGUGAGAGACCACAAGAAGACAUUCAGUCACCCUCACCAUUAACAGACACAUAUGAACCAUUUUCAUGUAUUUAA